GACAAUGAAGAAUGGCAACAUACUCCAAACGGCAAGGUGUUUGCAUCAAACAUGGUAGUAUCUUGUGAUGGGUUCUAUAAUGAACCACACACCGACAACGACCAUACUCGUUAUGCAUUUGGCAUUAACUGCCUCAUUGACCGCGAGACUGGAAAACCCUACCAGCUGGAAGGCUCUGAGAAUAAAGGUUUGAUAUGUGGCAGCUCAUUUAUCUUAGGUGACUUUGAUAUUGUUGUCGACCAUGAUCGUUGUGAUGGCAUCUAUGAGACUCUUUGGGAUACUCAGGUUGAACAUUAUACAGCUGAGUCCAUCACUUAUGAUGAACAUGGCCAUGAGAUCAGUCCAACGAAGUGUGCAAUCACACGUUUUGGCACAUCAUGUCAGAUUUCAAAGUCGUUGGUUGAACGUAUUAAUAUAGUUGAAAAAGAACGUGACAAGAUGAAACCAACCGAAUGGGAGGCAUAUCAUAAGUCCAGGGUGAGAACAUUGGAGGAAGAGACCGAAUUCAAGGAAAUCAAGGCUGUUGCUAGUGAGGCGAUAAUGGUUGAAAGGGAGAGCAUGAGAAAGGAAGCUCGCAAGGUCAAGGCUGAAAUGAAAAGGAAGGCAAAGCUUAACACCCUUUUCAAAGGGGGAAAAGUGUAACUAUUGCUUAUUAUAAUUGGGUUUUUCUCCAGUACAUUAUCGUAUGACCCUUGAUUCAUCUUUGAUUUACUGAAUUUGGACAAACACAAUGUUGAGAUUCC
Melampsora larici-populina 98AG31 is the source of this 743-nucleotide messenger RNA. RefSeq lists its product as uncharacterized. The record is from RefSeq and is a predicted model, not a curated record. Lineage: Eukaryota; Fungi; Basidiomycota; Pucciniomycetes; Pucciniales; Melampsoraceae. The coding region runs from base 52 to 642 and encodes 196 amino acids. The transcript is spliced from 2 exons.